CCGGGGAGUAUCAAAGGCCUCACUGUCAUAAAAAAGGAAAAGACAUCAGUAAUAGUAAGCUGGACUGCUCCUGCAAAUAAAACGGGAUCUUAUCUAUUAAUAGCUACUGGGACGACUUCACAAACACUCACCUUCAACACUGAGACUGUUAACAUUACCAAUCUCACACCAGGGUCUCCAUACACAUUUACAGUAUAUGCUCUGUCUGGUGAUAAUCUGAUUAAGAGCAACCCUGUCUCUAUGUCUACAUGCACAGUUCCUGAAGGAAUUCAGAAUGUUCAGAUUGCUCAUGUCAGCACAACUUCAGCGACACUCACCUGGAGUGCACCAGUGGGAGGCAAACAAUACUACAAUGUGCAUGUUACAGGAGUACCAUCAUAUGAUGUCACAGCUGAUAAAGAAACAGUUACUUUGACAGGUCUGAUUCCCAACAGUUCCUAUAGUGUUCAAGUCUCUGCAGUUGCUACAGAUAAUAUUACCUCAGGAAAUCCUGCAUCAUCACCUCCCUUUACAACAAAGGCAGCUCCAGUAUCUUCAACAUCUUCGUCUUCACCAUCCUCAGUAACCAGCACAACUGAAAGCAAAACAACAAAAGAAUCAUCAUUUAGCACUUCAACAACUACGGUCUCUACAACUACAAAGGCAUCAACUACAGCUUCAGAAGCACCAGCAACUACCAAAACAACAAUCACAACCCCAUCACUAACAACAAUUCCAACAACUAAGAUAACUGCAAAAAUAACGCCAUCUAGUAUAACAAUCACAGCGACACCAACAACUACACCUACAGCAAUGUCAACAGCUACUCAGACAACAGUCACAUCAACAUCAUCAGCAGUUCCAACAACUACUACAACCACAGCAACCACCACUAUAGUGUCAUCAACUACAGAAACAGUACCAGUUAGUACAAGCAUAUCAACAACUACAGCUGCAAAUGUGUCAACAGCUCAGACAAUCACAACCCCCAUAACUAUUCCAACAAGUGUAACCAAACCAACCACAAUGCCAUCAACCACAACAAUGCAAACUAGUACAACAAUCACUUCUACAUCACCAUCAACUACAAUUACAACACUAUCAGCAUCUUCUUCCAUACUCACCACAUCCCCGGUAUCAUCAACUACCACAACAAUGCCAACAACCAGUACAACAACUACUACAACUUCAGCUUCAGCUACAGUCUCAACAUCUAGCAAAGCAGCAACAACCUCAACUACAAAGUUCACAACAAGUCCACUUUCAGUUUCAACUCCAAGUACAGUGACAUCAACAACUCAGACAUCAAGAAUUUCAAGUACUACAGCUACUACUACGCCAUCAACAACAUCACAACAAACAACUUCCAAAGCCAAAAAAGGAUGCAUGUCUUUGAAUCCUCCUCUCUGCUGUCCCAAGACUGCAAAUGGCUGUCGCCCUCCUGAGCAAACUUGUUAUUGUGAUGAAAUGUGUUUAACUUACAAGGACUGUUGCCCUGACUAUACAAGUACAUGCAAAACAGCACCAGAGAGUAUCAAAGGCCUCACUGUCAUAAAAAAGGAAAAGACAUCAGUAAUAGUAAGCUGGACUGCUCCUGCAAAUAAAACGGGAUCUUAUCUAUUAAUAGCUACUGGGACGACUUCACAAACACUCACCUUCAACACUGAGACUGUUAACGUUACCAAUCUCACACCAGGGUCUUCGUACACAUUUACAGUAUAUGCUCUGUCUGGUGAUAAUCUGAUUAAGAGCAACCCUGUCUCUAUGUCUACAUGCACAGUUCCUGAAGAUAUUAAAAAUCUUAAGCUUUCCCAUGUCAGUACAACUUCAGCGACACUCACCUGGAGUACAGUGGUUGGAGGCAAAAAAACUACAAAAUUCAUGUUACAGGAGUACCAUCAUAUGAUGUCACAGUUGAUAAAGAAGAAGUUACUUUGACAGGUUUGAUUCCCAACAGUCCCUAUAGUGUUGAAGUUUCUACAGUUGCUACAGAUAAUAUUACCACUGGAAAUCCUGUGUCUUCACCUACAU
Messenger RNA from Protopterus annectens (West African lungfish), 2010 nucleotides. Its product is annotated as location of vulva defective 1-like. Bases 241 to 1917 code for a protein of 558 amino acids. The transcript has 8 exons. Gene Ontology annotation, molecular function: protein binding. The record is from RefSeq and is a predicted model, not a curated record. NCBI's taxonomy places the organism in Eukaryota, Metazoa, Chordata, Ceratodontiformes, Protopteridae.